CUCGUUUAUUGUGGCGGUCGCGGGUGUUUAGUUUCUGAAAUCCAAGUCUCGUGAUUUCUAAAGUUUAUUGGAAGUUGUAAUGUUUAUCUAAGUGAUUAAGAUAAUGCCUUGUUUUUUAUAAUUGGGCGGUAGAACUAGUUAAGUAACUCAGGAAAUAAAUAAAAUGCCAGAACAAACAAAGAUGACGUUCCAAGUGAAAUGGGGUAUAGCCGGCGAUGGCAUGAUCACUCACGACUUCCUAACAGCACUGGGCACACUUCCCCCGGACCAGCAUAAGGUCGUCGCGAUCGCUGGCAAAGACCUAGAUCGUGUGCAGCGAUUGGCCACGCUACAUAACAUAGGAACAGCGUACGAAGGCUUCGAGGCUCUAGCACGCGACACAAAUAUCGACAUAGUUUUUGUGAGCGUACUCAACUUACAACACUUUGAGAUCGCGAAACUUAUGUUGGAGAACGGCAAACAUGUGCUGUGCGAGAAGCCAAUGGGGAUGACUUACAAACAGACGAGGGUAUUAGUGGACCUAGCGAGACAGAAGAAGCUGUUUCUUCUAGAGGGCAUGUGGUCCCGUUUCUUCCCGGCGUACGACGCGCUCGACAAGCACAUAGCCAUGGGCGGUCUGGGGGAAGUGUAUCACAUCAAUAUACAGUUCGGCGUCGAAAUCAACGACAUAGAGAGGAAUCUAAUGAAAGACCUAGGCGGCGGCGCGGUGCUAGACCUUGGUAUAUACAUGCUGCAACUCCUGCAGUUCAUAUACAAGGACCCGCCAACGGAUAUCAUGUGUACGGGCCACCUGAGUAAAACUGGUGUGGACGAGUCUAUCUCCUGUGCGUUGAAAUACAAGAAUGGGAGGACUGCGACCAUAGCGGCGCAUACAAGAGCCACCAUGACUAACAGAGCUGACAUCGUCGGCACCAAAGGUACUGUGGCACUUGAAUACUUCUGGUGCCCGACGGCUCUCCACCUGUCAGCUGCGAACAGCACGGAGUGGUCGCUGCCGCGCGGACGUCACCGCUUCCACUUCCACAACAGCGCCGGCCUCGCGUACCAGAUACAGGAGUGCCACGACUGCCUCAGCAAAGGUCUGCUAGAGAGUCCCAAGAUGACGUUAGAUGAGAGCAUAGUCCUGGCGAAGCUGACUGACACGAUGCGCGCGCAGGUCGGCGUGCUCGACUAGACACAACCAAAGUAACCGCGAACCAGUAUUAGUGAAGUAUUACUUAUUUAUUUGCUUAGUACUUAUUGAAUUGGUAAGAGUUUCGCAGGGAAAUUCUCCAGCAAGCGGCCUUCGCUAACUUGAGACGUGUCUUAUAUCUGUCUAAACGGGCCCCUAGACGAUCAAUUUUAUUG
Messenger RNA from Aricia agestis (brown argus), 1347 nucleotides. Its product is annotated as trans-1,2-dihydrobenzene-1,2-diol dehydrogenase-like. The coding region runs from base 164 to 1174 and encodes 336 amino acids. The transcript has 7 exons. NCBI's taxonomy places the organism in Eukaryota, Metazoa, Arthropoda, Insecta, Lepidoptera, Lycaenidae. The record is from RefSeq and is a predicted model, not a curated record. Gene Ontology annotation, molecular function: nucleotide binding.